AUGCCCUUCCGCAAGCGACUGCGCGAGCACGGCCGCGCCUUCGAGCGCUUUGUCCUCUGCGGGCCUGCCGAGGUCGACCCAGCUCAUCACCCUCAAGCCCGUCGCCCAACGAGCAAAGCCAACUCGCUCGACGCCGCACGCCGACUAAACGACAACGACAGUCGCAAGUCGAGCACGACGACUGCAGGCUCGCAGAGCGAGUCGAGCGGCGAGGGCACCGUCGUUCCGAGCGAGGCGCCGCAUCUCGGUCCUCCCGGCUCGCCGCUGUCCCCACUGCGCGCGUCGGUCCUCUUCCGCCCGGCGUCCCAGCAUUCGCAGCGGGGCCAAACGUACCCGUUCCUCGACACCGAGUACACGCCCCCCUCGCAGCGGAGCCAGGGCCUCGAGACGACCGCACGGACCCGCGAUCCGCGCGCAGAGGGCCACCGCUGGUCGACCCUGUCGGGCCGGUCGUACGCGCCCUCGGCAGUAUCGCAGGGUGAUGCCCAUGUCGGGAGCGUUCGAGCACUUGACAAGCCGGUCUUCCGAGGGCAAGCCAGAGAGGUGAACGUCGAGAAACCUCGGCGCCACCGCGACAAAGCUCUACCGCCGUUGCCUGGCGACAGCCCGUACGGCUCGAUCGGGACGCUUCUCAACGGGCCUCGCCGCCGGUAA
Messenger RNA from Rhodotorula graminis WP1, 654 nucleotides. RefSeq lists its product as uncharacterized. The record is from RefSeq and is a predicted model, not a curated record. NCBI's taxonomy places the organism in Eukaryota, Fungi, Basidiomycota, Microbotryomycetes, Sporidiobolales, Sporidiobolaceae. The transcript has 4 exons. Bases 1 to 654 code for a protein of 217 amino acids.